AUGGCACCUCAAAGCAUCUUUCUCGUCGGCGCUGGAUAUGUCGGACAGAACCAAGCAUCAAUAUUCGAGAAGGCCGGGGCAAAAACCGUCCUCGGUACCUUGAGCGAUCUCGAGCUGCUUACGAAGCAAGCCGCUCUGCAUAAAAUGACCAUAAACACAGCAUCAUCCGACGACCUGCCAAGUGUAGAAGCCAUACUGUCAGGCGUGCGCCAGCGUGUUCAUGCGGGCCUGCCGAGUAUUUAUAUCUAUACGAGCGGAUCGGGCGUGCUCGAUGAUGGUAUAAUAGGGAUGCAUAAGGACGGUAAAGCCUACGGCGACGAUGUUCCAGGAGAUAUCGACGCCUUGCCGCCCUCUUCCAUCCACCGCCACGUGGACAUCCCAAUCGUCCAAGCAGCGCAUGAGUUUGGAGAGAGGGCAAAGAUCGCCAUCAUUCUUCCUGCACUUGUCUAUGGGGUGGACCGGGUCCAUAAGCGCAAUUCUUUCGUGCUGCCGAUUCUGGUGCGCUUCACGUUGAAGCAUGGGUUUGCAGGCCAUGUGGGUGAAGGUCGGAAUGUAUGGAGUGUCAUUCACGUCAAAGACCUUGGGCGCGCCUAUAUGACGAUGUUGGCAUAUAUUGAGAAGUCCGCACCAGCAACAAUCCUGGAGAAUCCAUACUUUUUCGCCGAAAACGGGUCCGAGGUCUUAAUGCGUGAGGUUGCAGAAAAGCUUAGCCAAGUUCUGUUCGAGGCUAGCAAGAUCAAGGGUCCUAAGGUCCAGACAUUUACUGAAGCCGACUAUGCGGAUAUUUUGGGUCCUAUGACUCCUGUUCUUGGUUGUAAUGCGAGAACUCGUACGAUCAGGUUACGGGAAUUGGGUUGGGAACCCAAGGAGAAGGAUGUUUAG
This is a messenger RNA of Eremomyces bilateralis CBS 781.70, 882 nucleotides long. RefSeq lists its product as uncharacterized. The transcript has 2 exons. Lineage: Eukaryota; Fungi; Ascomycota; Dothideomycetes; Eremomycetales; Eremomycetaceae. The coding region runs from base 1 to 882 and encodes 293 amino acids. The record is from RefSeq and is a predicted model, not a curated record.